Messenger RNA from Vigna unguiculata (cowpea), 1019 nucleotides. RefSeq names its product transcription factor MYB15-like. Lineage: Eukaryota; Viridiplantae; Streptophyta; Magnoliopsida; Fabales; Fabaceae. The record is from RefSeq and is a predicted model, not a curated record.
AUCAGGCUUGGUUCUCUUCUUUUCUCAAUCACUCUUUUCUCAAUCAGAUUUUCACUGAUCGAUCAUACAUAGUUAUAGAGAUGGUGAAAAACACUAAUUCUGAAAAAAGUGGCCUUAGGAAAGGAACAUGGACCCCAGAGGAAGAUAAAAAAUUGAUCGCUUAUGUUACCAGAUACGGUCACUGGAAUUGGAACCUACUCCCCCAGUUUGCAGGUCUUGAGAGGUGUGGAAAAAGUUGCAGGCUAAGGUGGCUGAAUUACUUAAGACCAAAUAUCAAAAGAGGAAACUACACUAAAGAAGAAGAGGAAACCAUUAUCAAACUUCUCCAAAGUCUCGGUAACAGAUGGUCUGCCAUAGCUGCUCAGUUGCCAGGAAGAACAGACAAUGAAAUAAAGAAUUAUUGGCACACCAAUCUCAAGAAACGAUAUCAACCUCUCAAACCUCAAGUUUCCCACUCAAAGGAUCAAUCACAACCUGAACAAGUACCAAACCCUAGCAAUAAUACUGCACCAACUUCUCAGUCCACCGAUUCAUGCACAGCAUCAUCAUCAUCAACAUCAACAUCAACAUCCUCGUCCCUACUCUCUAUAACUACUGGUACCAAAGAAAAAAAGUUUGAUACAAUUUCUGAGGAUGACGAUUUUUCGUUUGUGGAUGCAUACCAACUAGAGCCUGUGAACGAAAGCUUCUUGUUGGAACCAUAUAUGGUUGACACAUCGUGCCUUUCUUCUGAUAUUUUGGUGCCUGAACCCGAUUACUUCAGCCCUGUUUCUGACAUAGAACUUUGGAGUCACAGUAAUGAAUACUAUGCGUGAGGAGAUACUAAACAGUUAACGAAUGACGAGACCAACAUUGAAAAAUCAAAGUUUCCGUCUCAAGGCGGAGAAAAAUAAAGUGAUUCAAUUCAAGGUUGCUACGUACGCUGUUGUCGUUGUCUCUCGUGUUUCUUAAUUAAUACUAGUGGCAUGAAGUGCGAUGUGGAUAAGAAAUUUGUAGAAUUAUUAACAUCUUAAAUUAUG